AUGGAUGAGGCAGAUGCAUUGCUUGGUGAGCUCAGGAUCGAUUGGGAAACGCUUGUUACCGAUGAUUUUAAUCCGUUGAAGCAGGCCUUGAGGAACAAAAACAGCAUGGUUGAGGCAUCAAACUUCAGAAACCUAUUCCAUAAGGUCGAGAAGGUAAUGGAAGGCAUAAUAGAGAAGAAUUACAAGGGAUUUAGCGAUUCUGUGCUUUCAUACAUGGAAUCGUACAAGUUGAACAAGCGAUGUUCUGAAAACAUCUCCGAGAUCUCCAAGGCAGUUCAAGGACUUCUCGGAAUGAAAAUAGAUGUGAAGGACAUGACCAAGGAGUAUGAAAGCAUGGCGAUGUAUGAAAGUAAUAACAGUAUAUGCAAUGUACUUGUUGAGAUGAGGAGAUGCUUUGAAGAAUUUAGUAUGAUUAAGGACGAAAUUCAAUGUGAUGUGAAGAAGCACGAUGGGAUGUAUGUCACAAGCCAAAGGUUUCUUGAUGCAACUAAAAAGGCAAGCAGGCUGUAUGAUUUGAUUGAAGAGAAUGGAUUGAUGGAGAUGGAGUGUGUAUCUAAGUUCAAGGCCGAAGCAAGCAUUGAAGUGAAGGAGUUCAUGACAAUGGUGUAUAAGAGACUCGACAGAUUUGUGUUCUAUAAUGAAUACGAUUAUCAGGAAGAUUUUAGGUGUGUAGUUAUGCUUGGAAUGCUUUUUAGUUUGGACAGAUAUCAAACAAAUAACUUUGAGAAAGAGUAUUUUGGAAUGGUUGAGUCGAUUAUCAGGAGUAUUGAUGGAGAUGGAGGAAAUAACAAGGCAGAGAGACUUUCCAGAGCAAUAUGCAGCAGAACAGCAAAUGUGAUACACAACCUUGGAGUUCUUUGGGAGAUGGCAGAUGCAUCGUUUGAAGGCUUGAAUGGAAAGACAUUGAACAUACGUGAUAAGGCAAGUAUUAGCAGAAGAAUCGAAGCGGAUAUGAAUGCAGCAAGUAAUCAAAAUGGUUUGGAUGCGAUGCUUUGCAUGUACGGACCAGAUUGGCAAGAAUUUGUGGAAGGGGUGAUUGUUAAGGUUUUGAAGAAGUUUGUGAGUGAGUGUGUUGAAGGAAUUGAGAAGUAUUUUGAUACUGAAAUUUUUGAGGCAGAGCACUUUGCAGACGACAUAGACUAUGAAGCGGUGUUUGAGAAGAAGUAUGUGAUCUAUGAAAGGAUGGUUAUGGAAGGAGAGAUGGAAGCAAAGUCACCUGAGAGAUUCACUAAGGUUUUUGUAUCUGGGAUAGAUAUUGUAAUUUAUCUUGAAAAGUAUGUGACUAUUGAAUCGAUGAAGAGGUAUUUAUGGGAGAUAAUUAAUGAAAAGUAUGUGAAAGAGAAGCAGAAGCAGAUAAGAAAGAAGAUUGCGUAUUUGUUUGAAGAAGAAGACUGGUGUGAAAAUGAUCAUUUGAACAGAAGAUUACGUUUCUAUUCAAACUAUAAGAAAUGCAUUGAUGAAUUCAGUAUUCAUGCAGAUCUUUGCAGUAUAAAAGAUGUCUUUGGCUUUCUAGAUGGUCUUUUUGAAAGGAAAUUUGAUGAGCUUUACAGAAAAUUAUUCAGGUCUGAUAUCAUCAACACAUGUUUUUUAGAAACAGAUGAGAAUGAGGCGGAUAUGGAUGAUACAUUCAAGAAACUUCUUCUUGUUCGUGCAAUGGACAUAAAUUCAGUGUAUUUUGAGAAAAAGUAUUAUGAGAAUAUGCUUUUUGCAUUAGAUACAAUGAAAGAAGCAAUUUCUUCGAUUGAUGGAGACAAAUUGAAAAGUGUUAUGAAUAAGAUAGAAGUGGCGAUCCGAUUCCAGAUGGUUCUUGAGAUGCUUUAUUUCUUUGAUUUAUUUUACAGGGAGGGAAACUACAGAGGUAAGGAUGAUUAUUAUUUCCAGAAGAUAGUUAAGGUUGCAGACGAUAUAAACAAGUGUAUUGUUAAGACAGAUAUGGAAGGUGUUUUUGAAUUUGUUUUUGAUUGUCUGAACUUCUAUAUUAAGAAUAAUGUCCAGAGACUGAAUGUAAAAAGCAUGGAUGACCUGAAAGCGUUUGCAGCUAAAAUUAAGCUACUUGAUGAGAUAUUAUGUUUGGUUAAGGGAGAAGGCAGCAUGAGGGAGGCAAUACAAUUUAUUGACGGGGUGGUUUUGGGAGAAGAGAAAUGUGACAGUGGAAUGAAGUUGAAAGCAAAGUUAAGCGUAUGA
Molecule: messenger RNA, 2184 nt
Organism: Ordospora colligata OC4
Lineage: Eukaryota; Fungi; Microsporidia; Ordosporidae
Exons: 1
Coding region: 1-2184 (727 amino acids)
Cellular component (GO): exocyst
Source: RefSeq, a predicted model, not a curated record